GAGGAUGAAGAGACGCAGAGAGCGGAGUCGGUUUUUAAUGGGCAACGAAAUCACGGCAGGGAUAACGAUGAGCAGAAUAUUCCCGGGAAUCUUCCGUCGCUCCUCUUGUCGUAGCGGAGCGAAGUUGGACUGCGGCGACCCGGACCGGCCCAGCCCGGCACGUGGCCCACUCAGGUACGACCUUAUCGACUCGCUGUUCAAGAUCGACCCAAAUAAUACCGAAGGUUUAAUCGGCGGUCCCCAUUGCUUCAAUCAAUCAAUCAGAGGCACACUUUGCUUGCCGUCGGCAUUGUCAGAUUGCCGUCGUCGUCUCGAAUCAGUCUCCGCCAUCAUUCUCGGAGUGAGAACGUUGGCCAAACAGGAGACAGAUCUUGUAUUGGAAUUGCAUGCAUAUCGACAUCAGGGUUUGAUCGACUGCCGUGAAUCAAUCAUGACACGAUAUUUAGAUUUACAGAGCUUCAUUUUGCGAUCUCGUGUACUGAAGUUCUAUAGACAAGCACUAAGAACAGCUCGUCGGGCCCCUAUUCAUGCAAGAGAUGAGCUGAGACAAACCAUGAGGCAGGAAAUGGAAAAGAAUCGGCACUGUGAUGAUAGACAGAAAAUUCGCUUCUUACUAAGUGAAGGCAUGCAGAGACUGAAGGGUCUAGAUGAAAUGCUUGAUAUGAUGGGGCACAACUGAGGCAUUUGUUAGGCAUUGAUGCAUUCCUCCUUCAGAGUAAAUGUAUUGAAACUUGGUAACCUUUUAUCUUUCUCGAAGUAGAGAACUGAAAAUGAAAUAAUGAUCAAAACUGAGUCGUUCUUUCAAAUGAUCUUGUAAUUUAUGAGCUAGCAUGACUUAAUUGGAAAUCUUUUGUUUUUACAUUUGCCUUGUUGAAGUGUCAUGGAGCUACUUCUCUGCUUGCUACAUAUAUAAGCUUUGAUUUCUGAACUAAUUGGGAGGGAGUGCAAGUUUAUCGACUUGGUGAUAAACCUUCCAACAGUACAGGUCUAACUAGAUUGAUGCAGUGUAGGGUCAUGAACAAACUCUAAACUUGCCUAAAUUUUACAUUUUUUUACCAUUAUUAUACAUCUCUAAUAUAUUUUUGGUAGAAAUUCACAUGUUCAAAUUUCAGUGGAAUACUUAUAAAAAGUAAACUUUUGCUCGAGGCAUUAAGGUUAUUCUUCAGAGAAUCUCCCAGAAGAGGACAUCAAGGGAUUGCAAAAAUUAAGAACAUUGAAUCCGCUCUGACGAACACAACUGCAUUAGAAGAACUCAAGACUGAAUUGAUGAAGCUCGGAUUGAUCCUAACCAAAACUGAAAUCAAGCAACUCAUGUUCAUCUUAUCAGCUUGAAGUAUAAAUUUUGAAACUGAACCCAAGAUUUUAAAAGUCAGAUCCACAUUCUUUAACAUAAAAGAACCAAAGCUACCCUCAAUCUAACAUUUUUUUUCAGUAAACUCUUUGAAAUUUAAAAAAAAAAACACUCAGAGGUCCCUUGUAUAUUAUCUUCUCAAGCUUUUCUUAAUGAUACAGCAGUGAGAUGUGCACAACAUGCGACGCAUUUGGAUUUAUUUUUCCAUCUCUGUUCAAACACUGUCUGUUCCAAUAUAAUAACUAAACAAGACUUGUCUGUUUAAAGAACAGAGAAAAAAACAUGAAUUAUUUAUGUGCCAUUCCUUGCUGCUACUGAUUCUUCAGUUGCAUCUUCAUUUCAGCAGGGAAAUCAGGGAUAUGUUUCCUCAUUCAUGGAACAAAACAUGGAACUCAAUCUGUAUUAUGAGUAUCAGAAAUUAUUAUGAUAAAGUCUCAUGAGAUCUUUCUUUUGAGAGAAAAAUACAUCCAUUAGAAUUUAGAUUUUUCUUCUCAUCUGGUGAUUUGUCUUUAUAGGGCUGCCAUUUAUCCUCUCAUUUCUUUUAGCUGUUACUAUACUCGAAAGCAAAAUGUUACUUGACUUGCUGAUAUAUCUCACCUUAUUGCCAAUUAACUUAAAUUCUUAUCCUUCCCUUGUAGUAUAACAUCACCAAUGCCACCAACUCCCUUUCUUCCACAUAUUCUUUUAUUAUUCUGGCGGUAUUUUUUGUCAUGUCAUCUAGAUUUUGGAUGACCAUAUUUCUUUUUUUAUUAAUUCAUUUCAAAUAAAAAAUAGUUCACAAUUGGCGCAUGAGCACCGGCAGUUUUUUUUAAUUCCCUCAUUAAUGCCUAUUUAUUUCCAAUAAAGCUUAGGUAAGGAACUACAAGUGAUGCUGAAUCAUAAAUGCAAUCGGUGCUCAA
Messenger RNA from Zingiber officinale, 2250 nucleotides. RefSeq names its product NEP1-interacting protein 1-like. The record is from RefSeq and is a predicted model, not a curated record. Bases 5 to 679 code for a protein of 224 amino acids. The transcript is spliced from 5 exons. NCBI's taxonomy places the organism in Eukaryota, Viridiplantae, Streptophyta, Magnoliopsida, Zingiberales, Zingiberaceae. Gene Ontology annotation, cellular component: mitochondrion.